AUGGACGGCGUGCCGCGCGCGAACGAGUACCAGAGGAACCUCCUGCCGGGCGUCUCUGGCGGCUCACAGGGUAUAAUCGGCAGCGCGCGAAGGACGCUCCGGGCGCUUCUCUUCGGUAGACUGCACGUGAUAGACUGGAUCCUCUGCCUCGGGAUACUAUGCGGCGACCUGUACGCUGACGAGAGGAUAGAGCCGCACAAGCGGUACUACGAGGAGGACGACGCGACGUUGAUGUACCCCUUCAACUACGAACCGCUCCCGCUCGUGCCCAUCCUCAACAUCAAGAUCGAAACGGCCUGCAUCUUCCUCCUGCCGUGGCUGACCUUCGGCCUGUCGUCCUGCCUGUACGUGCUGCGGCGCAAGGGCGGCGCGGGGGACCAGGCAGCGCGCCUCCUGGCCGAAGCGCUCGUGCGCUUCCACCACGGCGUGCUCGCGACCUUCCAGGCCACGGCGAUCACGUCGCUCGUCAAGGUCUGGACCAUGCUGUACGUCGGGCGCGAGAAGCCGCACUUCCUGACUCUGCUGGCCAUGGAAGACCCCCCGGAGGACAAACUCCGCGACGCCCACGAGAGCUACCCCUCCGGCCACGCAGCCUACAUGUUCGCGGUCUUCACCGUCCUCGCGCUGCACGUCGCCUGCGCGCUCCGCGUCUUCGCGCCCGUGCACGACCGCAACGCCACACAGCAGCAGGACGGCGCCGCGGUCCCCGACGAGCCCCGCGCGCCGCGCUUCCCGACGCUGCGCCUCCUCGCGGUGCUCGCCACGCUCAGCCCCGCGUGGCUCAUCGCCAUCCACCGCAUCCGCCAGUACGCGCACCAUCCGAGCGACGUCAAUGCUGGAAUCCUAAUUGGUAGUUUCUCCGGGGCUAUAGCGUUCCUCGCGGCGUUCGAGGCGCCCUGGGCGACCCGAGCGGGCGCGCCUAGGGUGUGCGCGCUGCGGGGGCUGGCGCGAGAGGACGACGCGGCGAGCGAGGGCGAGCCUGCGUACCGCUACUUGCCACCGGUACCGCCACGCUCGUCGCUGCAGUACGCGCCGCCGCACGACUCGUCGCCGUCGCCGCCGCCGCGGGCGUGA
Molecule: messenger RNA, 1074 nt
Organism: Pedinophyceae sp. YPF-701
Lineage: Eukaryota; Viridiplantae; Chlorophyta; Pedinophyceae
Source: the annotation of a GenBank genome assembly